ACCUCCCACAAAAUUAAGCGGUUCCAACUUCCAUGCUCCUCUGCCAUGGACGCCGUCGUGAUUGGAGCACUGGAAGAAAUUUGCUUGGAAGGAAUUAAGGGACUAUUUUACUCCCAACGAAUUGAGGGACUAACUCUCCAUGAUCUUUGGCCCAAAAUUCACUCUUAUCUCUCCUCUAAUCAUCUCCCCCUCUGCAAGAAUGUGAAGAAGGUUCUCUGGUCCAACCUUCUGAGUAUCCCAAGUCUACAUUUUGAAUGCAAUGACGGAGACCCUAAGAUUCAGUCCUUUGAAGACUCCGAGAGGAUGGAAUUGAAGAUUCUCCCGGCGGAGCAUCUCCUCAAAAGCUUCGUCGGAGUUUACGAUCAUGAAGACGUCCCUCAGCAAUAUCGUCGCGUCCUUAACCGCAUUGCCAUUGCUAGAACAGAUGGAGUAACCCAAAAUGAUCUUGCUAAGGAACUUGGCAUUGAAAACAAAAGCAUAUUCUAUACAGUAAAGAAACUUGAAUCCCGGGGCUUGAUUGUGAGGCAAUCAACACUAAUAAGGAACAAAGAAUUUGGGCAUGAAGGGGAGUACAAAAAUGGUUCAACCGUGAACACGAAUAUGCUCUAUUUAUACCGAUAUGCAAAACAUUUGGGUAGUUUACAAAGACUCGAAAUUACCAAAGAGGAUAAAGCAUUCAUAGACGGAGAUCCUGAAGAAGGCGUAAAAGAGGAUGUGCACAUAAAAGACUAUGAACCUGCUUUAAAAGCUAUUUGUGAUAAGCUAGAAAAAGCAAAUGACAAGGUUCUCGUCGUUUCGGAUAUCAAGAAAGAAUUAGGUUAUUGCAAAACCUCUGGACAUAGAGCUUGGAGAAAUAUCUUGCACAAGCUGAAAGAUGCUGGUCUAGUUGAGGAGUUUUAUGCUACAGUCCACAAUAAGAAAGUUAUCUGCUUACGGCUGCUAAACAAAUUUUCCCCUAAAUCAUAUGCACCUUCCAUAAGUUGUGGAGGUGGACAUAAUGAUCUUGCUACAGAACAACAGGUUAAACCGGCAAAAAGAGGCCAAAUUACUGAACAACUUAUGGAGCUUCCUAUUGAGCGACAAAUUUAUGAUAUGAUUGAUGCCGAAGGUUCAAAAGGGUUGACUCUUAACGAGCAGGCAUGUAAGAGGCUUGGCAUAAACAGUAAAGAGUACGAUAAGCGCAAUCGUGCUAUGGUGUCUAAAUAUGGGAUGCAUCUAGAAUCAGAAAGGCUUAAUAGAGGUCAAGUGAACCGAGCUUGGACUUCUCGGAACCUUAAAAUCGAAGUUUCUAAUACCCUUCGUGGUAAAUUAGAAGAUACCGUUGAUAAGAAAUAUUCAAAUCAUGCCAAAGUUGGACAACUUCAGCUAGCUCACACCAACCUUGAUUCAGAUCAUCUGACCUCCAAAGUUGAUGGUAAAGGAGAGAAGUUUGAUCCAGUUAAGUCCUUGGCUAUUGGUCGUAGUGACACGCCGCUUGAUUCCAGAAGUUUAUAUAUUCGGCAAUGUGAUGGAAAUGGUAUAAGUUCUGAUGCGGAACUUCAAAUGGCAAACGUAAAACCUGCAGAAAAAGUUGUUUCUUUGGAAACAUCUUCAUCUGCUAAACCAGCACCCCAAAGUCGCCGCUUGUAUAUAGGCUAUCCACGUCUUGGUCUGAAUUCAUCUAACUUGCAGAGGGAGCAACGGAUAAUUGAAAUACUACAGGAAAAGAAGGUCCUUAUAAAAUCCGAGCUACCUAGGCUGCUCGAGAGUCUCGAGAAUCUUGAGAAGAAGCAUACUAUGAUGGACAAGAAGACCUUAGAUCGUAGUUUAAAUAAGCUUCAAAACGAAGGAAAAUGCAAAUGCAUAUCUGUUUCCGUCCCUUCUGUCACUAAUUGUCUCCGCACGUGUACAAUUGUUGUGGUUCUGCAUCCGUCUGUAUACAAUGCAGAAGACUUAUUGGAUCGGGCUCAAGAGAGACUCAGGUCUUUCCAAAGGCAAAUACGUACCCAAGUUUUUUCUCGACACAGAAGUGGUAUAUCAGUCCCUGUUUUAAAUGACGUGGAGAGGAUUGGUAUGACGAAAGAUCAAUCUGCGAUCCGUGAAGCAAAUCGAAACAAUGGUUUUAUACUGGGCAAAAUGGUUCGUGCAAAGCUGCUUCAUGUCUUUCUGUGGGGUUAUAUCACGAGGUUACCUGGUUGGGACAAUGCUAUAUCGGGAAGACAUGGAUAUGAACCGAAGAACCCACGUAGUGCAUGCAAAUUGUUUGAACUAGAUGCAGCCUAUAAGGCCAUGCCGCUCGAGUUGUUCUUGCAGGUUGUCGGGUUCUCCCCCAAAUCCGAGUGUAUAAUUGAGAAUUGCAGGAAUGAUUUAUGCCUUUCCGAGCUUCCCAUACAGAAGUAUAGGUGUCUCAUGGACACUCGAGCAACUGCACAUCUCUCAGCUCUUAUUGACAUCCUGAAACGUUUGAAGUUGAUACGGUUGAUUGAUGGAGAACUUCUUGGCGUUCGUAUGGGUCCACAUGUUAUUCUUAGACAUUCACUAGAACUUAAACCGUACAUUGAGGAACCUGCGCGGAUGGUUUUGCCAUCUACAAAUGUCGAUUCUUUUGAUCUUCGCUUUCAUUUCAGGCAUGAUUUUGUUCUUGAAAGCAGAAAAGUUGUUGACGAAUACUGGAACACCUUGGAGUAUUGUUAUGCUGCUUCUGAUCGAAAAGCUGCUUUGCAUGCAUUCCCUGGAUCUGCUGUGAAGGAGGUGUUCUUUUCCCGAUCAUGGGAGUCCGUCCGAGUUAUGACAGCUGAUCAGCAGGCUAAGCUAUUUAAACUUGUAGCAAAUGAAGACACAGACAAAAAGAUAUCCUACAAAAAGUGUAAGGAGAUAGCAGAGAAUCUUAAUUUGACCUUGGAACAGGUGCUCCGUUAUGAUAUGCGACAAAAGCAUAAAUCGAAGGGAGCUGAAAGUGCCAACGAGCAGGCAUCCCGUCCAUUGAUACAGGCUCCACCUUCUUACAAAAGGAAAAGGCCUUUGAAGGGAAAGCCGGUAAAUAAUGGAAUGGAAAAUGUUGAUGAAGAGUUGGGCAAACUGAAGCAUGCCAAAACGUUCAUUGCAGAUGAUGUCACAGAAGAACGAACAAGCGCCUUGGAAGAUAAUGAAAUGCAUAUAUUGAUCGAUGAAUUGGACAGCCAGAAAGAGGCUGUAGAUGAUCUGGAACAAAAUGCAGGUGAAAAUGGUCAUUCUCAUUCUACUAUACACAACUAUGCACGCCAGAAAAGAUUUUCAUGGACAGAAAACAAAGAUCGACAGUUGGUGAUUGAGUAUGUAAGAAACCGAGCUGCUCUUGGAGCAAAAUUUCAUGGUACAGAUUGGGCCUCACUUCAAAGCCUACCAGCAUCUCCUCAUACAUGCAAAAGAAGAAUGUCGACGCUGAACAGCAACAAGAAGUUCAGAAAAGCCGUAAAAACAUUCUGUAACAUGCUUAGUUCAAGAUAUGCAAAGCAUCUUGAAAAUUCCAACAACAAACCACUUGAUGAUCAUACAAAUGAUUCGAAUUUUGAAGAGCGAUGGGAUGAUUUCGACAAUGAAGAUAUAAAAAUGGUUCUUGAUGGGGUACUUCGCUACAAGCAGACUGCUAAGUCUGAGGCCGACAAAGGCUAUGGCAUGCUUAUGAAUGGAGGAAACGGUUUUCGUACACAAACAUACAUAACAUUAGCAGUUUCAAAUGCAAUCGAGUUAUUAAAGAUUGUAUGUCUGAGCCCAAAAGCUCGAAACUUACUGCCUAAAACCGCUCAAGACUUGCUGGCUGAAACAACCCGCCUAUAUUCAGAACACGAUAUGCACACUGCCGUUAACUAUCUCAGAGAAAGAAACUUCAUGGUGAAGGGUGGUCGGAUUAGUGACGUAUUUACAUGUAAUAGGUCGUCUUCUCCGUUUCCUCUUAAUACCGGAGAAAGAGCUGAUGAGAUUGGUAAGUGGCUUGAUGAGCGAGAAAAUGAUUUAUUAGACAAGGGUGUAGAUCUAUAUGCUGAUGUGCAUUGUGGAGAUGUCCUCCAGCUGUGUCUGUUAAUGUGUGUGGGAGAAGUAUCGAUGUUCCCUUGCCUACCCGAUGAAGGUGUUGGAGAGAUUGGGGACUCGAAGAAACGUAAUCGUGAUGACAAUGAUUUUGAUAAAGUUAAGAAGCCAAAAUUAUUGGACAGUGAAAUAUUUUCUCGUAAAGAAAAAGGUUUCCCUGGUAUAAAAGUAUCCUUAAGUCGUAGCAUGAUAUCAAGAGUUGAUGCAGUUGCGUCAUUUCCUGCCCCUCCUGCUCCUGCUCCAGGUCCGGAUCCUGGUUCAGGAUCUGGUUCGAAUUUGGAACACAAGUCUUCAUCAGUAAUGACUUUAAACGGUAAGUCAAUAUGGGAAGAUAUGGCUUGCUAUGCAAAACACCUGACAUCUUUAGAAGUAUCUCCUUUUCUGUUUCAAACUGUUUAUUCAGCCAUCCUAAAGGCUCGUGACCAAGGCUUAAGCAUGGAAGAAAUCUCCAAUAUGAUUGAUGAUGUGCAGCAGGGGGAAAAGAUAGAAGAACUCAUUGUUGAGGUGCUCGAGGCAUUCGGGUGUGCUUUGAAGGUUAAUGGUUAUGAUUCUAUCUAUGUUGUUGAUUCCAAAUAUCAAUCAAAGUACUUCCUUUUGGCCACGUCUCACCAACAUCUUGAUAGAAUGGAUAGAGCUUGUUAUAAGCCAAUAUUGCCAUGGGUAGAUGUAGAUGGUACCAUCAAUGAGAAUGUUUACAAGGGACUUGUACGCCGUCUUCUUGGUGUCGUGAUGCAAAAUCCGGGGAUUAUGGAGGAGCACAUCAUAGGCCAAAUGGAUGUACUGAAUCCUCAGAGCUGUAGAAAAUUGUUGGAGGAGAUGAUUCUAGAUGGUCAUAUCAUGGUGAGGAAGAUGUACGAGUCCAUAUCCAACAGCCCCCCGCCCAUCCUUGUUGGUUUUAAGAAACCGAAGAUGGUUACGGUUUGCAGACAGCAUUUCUUUGCAAACCCCAGGAGUAUAAGUUUUUUGUAGUUAGUUGCUUCCUUAACUGUAUAUUUGUUUAUUUAGCCAUGCGGAAAACAGAAACUUAAAUUUAAGCAGUCAAAUAACUUAUCACUUAGAGUAGAUUACGUAUUCGCUUCCGCCUUACUGUCGUAUGCGGGUUUUUAUGGAUUUGGUUUCUAAACUUCAUU
Cynara cardunculus var. scolymus (artichoke) is the source of this 5174-nucleotide messenger RNA. RefSeq lists its product as uncharacterized. The record is from RefSeq and is a predicted model, not a curated record. Gene Ontology annotation, cellular component: transcription factor TFIIIC complex. Gene Ontology annotation, molecular function: DNA binding. Bases 46 to 5013 code for a protein of 1655 amino acids. The transcript is spliced from 16 exons. Gene Ontology annotation, biological process: transcription initiation at RNA polymerase III promoter; 5S class rRNA transcription by RNA polymerase III. NCBI's taxonomy places the organism in Eukaryota, Viridiplantae, Streptophyta, Magnoliopsida, Asterales, Asteraceae.